Molecule: messenger RNA, 1247 nt
Organism: Gymnogyps californianus (California condor)
Lineage: Eukaryota; Metazoa; Chordata; Aves; Accipitriformes; Cathartidae
Gene: GPR143
Product: G protein-coupled receptor 143
Exons: 8
Coding region: 1-1179 (392 amino acids)
Biological process (GO): regulation of calcium-mediated signaling; melanosome organization; G protein-coupled receptor signaling pathway
Cellular component (GO): plasma membrane; melanosome membrane
Molecular function (GO): dopamine binding; L-DOPA binding; L-tyrosine binding
Source: RefSeq, a predicted model, not a curated record
AUGGCUUCUCCCAGGUUAGAAACCUACUGCUGCCCGAACCGGGAUGCAGCUACACAGCUAGUAAUGAACUUCCAGCCUGAAGUCUUCUGCGGAGUUUGCAUUGGCAGCGCCUCCGUCGGUCUGCUACUGACCAUCCUGCAGCUCCUGCCGAAGAAGGGACAGAGCCCGCGGAAGAUGCCCAAAGCCUCCUCCUCUUCCACCAUCCUUCUCCUUAUCUCCAUUUGUGACAUCCUUGGUGGCUUAGGUAUGAUCUUCAGGUCAAGUGUAUGGCUAGGCUUCCCACGCUUCAUAGCUAACAUUUCUGUGGUGAACGGGACUGACGUGUGGCCUUCUGCUUUCUGCGUGGGCAGUGCGAUGUGGAUCCAGCUGUUAUAUAGCGCUGGCUUCUGGUGGUUGUUUUGCUAUGCCGUUGAUUCUUACUUGGUGGUAAGAAGAUCAGCUGGACUGAGUACGAUUGUGCUGUACCACAUGAUGACGUGGGGCCUUGCGGUGAUGCUCUGCGUGGAGGGAAUUGCACUGCUUUACUACCCUUCUCUCUCCAGCUGUGAAAAUGGCUUGGAGCAUGCAAUCCCACAUUACAUCACAACCUAUGCCCCACUCCUGCUAGUGCUGGUGGUCAACCCAAUCCUGUUUAGGAGAACAGUAUCAGCAGUUGCCUCCUUACUGAAAGGGAGACAAGGGAUUUACACGGAGAAUGAAAGACGUCUGGGGACAGAGAUCCAGAUCCGCUUCUUCAAAAUUAUGCUGGUAUUCGUUAUUUGCUGGUCAUCCAAUAUCAUCAACGAGAGCCUUUUGUUUUAUCUUGAAAUGCAGCCAGAUAUCAAUGAAAUGCCCCUGAAAAACAUCAGAAGUGCUGCACUGAUCACAUGGAUUAUAAUGGGGGUUCUUAAUCCGAUGCAAGGCUUCCUCUUCACAUUAGCUUUCUAUGGCUGGACGGGAUGGAGAGUGGACCUGAAAUGGCGAAAAAGAGAAAUACCCUGGGAAUCAAUGUCCUCAUCAACUGUGGAUGAAAAUGUCUAUCCUUCACCAGUGAACUACCAAAGCAACAUCCAUGAUUCAAAGAAGAUAUCGACAACUGACAGCCAGCAGACCGAUGAGGCUAUAAGUAUGUUGUCUGAAGGUAACACUAGCGGUGAUGACAGGUUAACCAGGAGCUCUCCCAUCUACCAGGGCUGGUAGUUUAUAGGUGCAGAGCUGGAUCCCACUUCUCACGUUGUCAAUAAAACCACAUCACUGGGUGAACCGUU